UUCAAUGAGAUGCCCGCCGUGUGCGCCUCACGUCAGUUCGCUGCCUACCUCCGUCCAGUCCGCACCACUCUUCCAGCUGUCCACCCUCCUCCCUUUUUACCGGCUUCUCCAAGGAGUUGUUCUGGUAAGCUUUUUCACUCGUCGUCCUGCUGUUGGGAGUGUUAUUGGGUGAAGAACACAAUCUAAGGACUGUUGUUUAUCUGGCUCUCCUUUGUGACCCAGAGUUAUUUUUUGGUUGCAGAGUUUUUCUCUGGCAAUGGACUGCUAGAAACUCCAAGACAAACUUCCUCGUCUUCAGCCAGCAAGCGCCCCAGCGGGGAGAAAGCUCCACUUGCAGGGGAGGAGAAAAGGAAGAAAGACAGACAGAAGGACAGUGCUGCCAAUCAUGGGGCUUGCGCUUCGCCACCCUCUGCUGCCGGCACUAGUCAGGAUGUAAACACUGCGCCCCUGUCAGCUGAUUGCGUCGCCAGGGACGACCAGCUGGAUCGUCUGAGUAUGGUCAUCAGCGGCCUGAUCGCAAAGCUGGAUGCUAACACGUCUGCCACCGCCUCUGUGGGGAGUGGUGCCAAGUUUAGUGGCUUCACUGUGCCCUCCUCGGGUGAUGAGGAGGGCGAACUCCUGGAGAGUGCUGCCGAUCCCUUAGAGGAGUUGGAUUUGCUUGGUGGUGGAUCCCCAGCCCACACUGCAGCAGAUGGUGACAACGCUGACUUUCUUCGUUCCCUGGAAGAGUUGUCUGGUCACUUCCACGGGGAAGAAGAGAAGGGUGAGCCUCUGUCUGAGCACCUGGCUACCAUCCUGAAUGCCAGCUUGCGGCGCAGACCAUCUGCUGAUGGUGUGAAGGCUACAUGUGGAAAAAUAAAACUCUCCAGUAAUGUGCCGAACUUGACUGUCCCAGCUACUAACACAGCCAUUACUGACGCCAUGAGUGCUGGCGGCAAACUCAUAGACUUACGUCUCUUCCAUACUAAUGGACUGAUCUCCAAGGCCCUAGUCCCAGUGGCACAGUGCAUUAGUGACAUUGGAGAAGGAAAGGGGAAGCCUGUCUCCUCUUACUUGGAUGGGCUGAAUAAUAGCCUUAGGCUCCUGGCCUCAGCUGUUAAUUACGUGAAUCAGCUGUGCAAGGGUGUGGCUAAAAUUCAUGUCAAUGACUCGGCACUUGCCGAAUUGUGCAAAUGGGACUGAAGGUGGAGGGGAAGAUUUAUUUCCCUUUGAUGUCACGAAGAAGUGUGACGAGAUUCGCCGAACAAGGAAGCUGGGGAGGCCUUCAUUCUGCCCCCAUAGGACUUGUGCUUCAAGGAGGUUUGCCCCAUACAGCCAGUCCUUCGGGCAUUCUAGCAACCCUCCACAGUCAAGGCUGAGGUCUACUUCUAGGCCUUUUUUAGGGCAGAAGCCUCCCCAGGAGAAGGGGGUGCGGCUUUACAAGAAUCGCCAGUAGGCACUUUGUCAAUCAGCAUCAUCUAGUAAAGUGGCUUUGAAGUUGCCUCUCUCCACCAUUUUGUCCACCGUUGGCUGUUCCAGAGAGUCUACUUUUGCCAAGUUUUAUAAGAGACCUUUGGAGGACCAUGGGCGGUUUGCCACAGCAUUUCUGACUGCUGGUGAUGAAGACUAGACGUGGAGGUUCCACGUAUGAGACCCCGUUUUUGUAAACACUUCUGUUUAGCUGUGUUGUUGCUUGACAUUAUAUUCAUUUGUUGUUUGGUUUGUUUUUUUCUACUACACACAAUCUGUUCUGGUGUGCAUCGAAUAUAUGGUGUAUUAUGUUGCAUUACAUGUGAUUCAACUCUGGGA
Molecule: messenger RNA, 1788 nt
Organism: Portunus trituberculatus (swimming crab)
Lineage: Eukaryota; Metazoa; Arthropoda; Malacostraca; Decapoda; Portunidae
Exons: 2
Coding region: 496-1182 (228 amino acids)
Source: RefSeq, a predicted model, not a curated record